Messenger RNA from Penicillium samsonianum, 1824 nucleotides. RefSeq names its product deoxyribodipyrimidine photo-lyase PHR1. Gene Ontology annotation, molecular function: FAD binding; DNA binding. The transcript has 2 exons. Gene Ontology annotation, biological process: entrainment of circadian clock by photoperiod; circadian regulation of gene expression. NCBI's taxonomy places the organism in Eukaryota, Fungi, Ascomycota, Eurotiomycetes, Eurotiales, Aspergillaceae. Gene Ontology annotation, cellular component: cytoplasm; nucleus. The record is from RefSeq and is a predicted model, not a curated record. Bases 34 to 1785 code for a protein of 583 amino acids.
UUGCGAGCCCAGCUUGUUCGCAACUUAUCAGCUAUGCCGGCAAAGAGGAAGGCCGCUGAACCGGCCGCUGAACACCCCAAUGGUUCGCCCGCUAGUAAAAAGGGCCGUGUUGACUUGCACCAACCGCACCCAAACGCCAAGCAAACCGAGGAUUUCGGCAUAGUCCUACGCCAAUUCUAUCCACCGGAGAUGAGCAACGAGCGCUGCCAAGCAUACACCGAUGGCGCGCUGGAACGCCCAAUUGAAACACUACAGAAAGCUUGCCGGGAAACCGCCGACAAGCGCAGGUCGAUCAACAUGGGUAGUGCCGUGGUACAUUGGUUUAAGAGCGAUCUCCGGCUUCAUGACAACAGGGCGCUGCACGCGGCCUACCAAUUUGCGAAAGAGCACCAGGUUCCGUUGAUCGGUCUUUACAUCGUCUCCCCCGAAGAUUGGAUUGCCCAUUUGACUAGUCCCGCUCGAGUGGACUUCACUCUGCGCACCCUCAAGCGAUUGCAACUGGACCUGGGGGAGUUGGAUAUUCCUUUGCACAUGGAAAUACAGGAGAAACGAAAGACGAUCCCGAAACGGAUUGUGGAGUUGUGUCAACAGUGGGGCGCGAAGAGCCUAUAUGCGAAUAUCGAGUAUGAGGUAGACGAACUGCGCCGCGAAGCCAAGCUUGUUAGACUCUGCGCAGAUAGCGAUAUCAAUUUCACUCCCACUCAUGAUACCUGUGUGGUGACUCCGGGCGCGUUGGCUAGCCAGCAAGGGAAACAAUAUUCCGUUUAUACUCCGUGGUAUCGCUCCUGGUUGGCAUUUUUGAAAGAGAACCCUGAUUACCUCGAGGUUUCUGGGGAACCCGGGUCAAAUCCAGGGAAUGCGCGCCAACAAUUGAAGGAGCUCUUCGAUUGCCAGGUGCCAGCCGCACCUAAAACCCACAUCUUGUCGGACGAAGAUCAGAAACGGUUCGAGGGGUAUUACCCAGCCGGUGAGCAUGAAGCUCUCCAGCGACUGGACAACUUCCUUGAGGAGAAAGGUAAAAAGUAUGAGGAGUUGCGGAGCAUGUUGUCUGGUGAGCACACCUCGGUGUUGAGUCCCUAUUUUGCAUGCGGGGCGCUUAGCGCAAGGACUGCUGUCGGGACAGCGAAGAGGGCCAACAAAGGCCACCUCGAUCGAUAUGACCCCGGUUACAUGACCUGGAUCAGCGAGCUGGCCUGGCGGGACUUCUACAAGCACGUCCUGGUGAACUGGCCCUUCAUCUGUAUGAACAAGUGCUUUAAGCCCGAGCAUACCAACAUUGAAUGGGAGUACGACAAGGACCAAUUCCAAGCGUGGUGCGAUGGCAAGACAGGCUUCCCAAUCGUCGACGCAGCGAUGCGCCAGCUCCGUCACUGCGCGUGGAUGCAUAACCGCACGCGCAUGGUGGUCUCAUCGUUCCUUACCAAGGACCUGAUGCUCGAUUGGCGCCGUGGCGAACGCUACUUCAUGGAGAAUUUGAUUGAUGGCGAUUUUGCGUCCAAUCACGGCGGGUGGGGGUUUGGGUCCAGUACUGGCGUGGAUCCGCAGCCAUAUUUUCGCGUCUUCAAUCCUCUUCGCCAGAGUGAGCGAUUCGACCCGGACGGAGAAUAUAUUCGCCACUGGGUGCCGGAACUCCGCGAGGUGUCUGGCAAAGCCAUCCACGAACCUUAUGCGAAGGGGGCGGCGGCCAUUGCACAGAAGAAUGGCUACCCCAAGCCCAUUGUAGACCACGCAGAGAGCAGAGAUCGAGCUUUAGAGCGGUUCAAGAGUGUACUUAAGAAAGGAUGAAUGCUGAGCAUGUAAAUAAUAAUUAAGCGCGCAUUAUCA